GGAAUACGGAGGCUCGGCCCACGAGCCUUUAUGCGCAUGCUCUUUCUGCUUGCACCGCCCUGGUGGUAGUGAAGGUAGGUCGUCGUCAUGGCUGCUCCUGCAACCACGGCGCGCACUGAGGGAGUCACUGAAAAUCAGGCGGUUCAGUCGGCGACAGGAAGCUUGGUGGAGCUCACCCCGACCCCCGGCGGCUUGGCCCUGGUGAGCCCUUACCACACCCACCGGGCCGGGGACCCCUUAGACCUCGUGGCGCUCGCAGAGCAGGUGCAGAAGGCUGAUGAAUUCAUCCGAGCAAAUGCCACCAAUAAGCUGACAGUCAUAGCUGAGCAAAUCCAACAUUUGCAAGAACAAGCCAGGAAGAUAUUGGAAGAUGCUCGCAGAGAUGCAGACUUGCACCAUGUAGCUUGUAAUAUCGUGAAAAAACCUGGCAACAUUUACUACCUUUAUAAACGAGAGAGUGGUCAGCAGUAUUUUUCCAUCAUUUCUCCAAAGGAAUGGGGGACAAGCUGUCCACAUGACUUCCUUGGGGCUUACAAGCUACAGCAUGACUUGUCCUGGACUCCAUGUGAGGACAUUGAGAAGCAAGAUGCUAAAAUCAGCAUAGUGGACAAGUUGCUACACCAACCAGUGGCCCUGCCUACAUGCACUGAACCCAACUUCCAGGGACUAACUCACUGAGAAUGGACUCUGACUAAUGGCUUUCAGGGCACAGAACUAACUUUGGCCUCCUUGGUGCCCCCAUUCUCUGCCUUGAUGGGAGGUGUCAGAGAGUUGAGGGGAUGUAAGUGAAUCAUGAACUUCUUGGAAGGGGACCCUGUGUGCAUGAAAGUGCUGUCAUUAUUUUACUUGGGAUGGUAAUGAGUUACAUUGCUCUGCUUUGGGAUCCUCUCAGGGCUGCAGAUACUCAACCAGUCAAUUUCCGUGUUUUGGCCACUGUGCUUUCCCUUUCCGUCAGCGCCAUCUGUUCUUCCCACAAGUCAAAACAUUAGCGAAAGAAAAGUUUCUUCUUCCAACAAAAAGGUUGAUGAGUCAUUUUCCAGACAGGACUAUUUUCAGUCUUUUUGUAGCUAGAGGUAUUUAAGAAUUGGGGUUGAGGUUAUUUGACAGUUGCCUAUAAAGUGAUGUGACUCCAGCUUCAGAUUCCUCUGGGAACAAGAAGAUUGGGUCAUGGAGGAUGCAAGUCAGCUUUGCUGGACCAGAGAGUGUGAUUCUGGUAUGCCUGCACUGUUGGUGAGGUUGGCUUGCUCCUGCUCAGCUAGAAUGACUGGAGAAUCUGAGGCUGGGGUUUGGGGUGGGAGUCAACCUCUAAACUCUGAAUUUUAGAGUUGGGAGAGAUGUUAGAGACUGCCACUGACCAUUGUAUGACUCGACUCUAUAGCCUUCCCAAGGGGGAGAUCCAGAGCUCAGCUAUCUGCAGUAAAAGAAGCCCAUUUAAAUGGCAACUGUAAAGUAUCAUGCAAGAAGAAUAUAGGGCAGUGGGAGUAAGAAACAAGAAAAGCAUCUGACCUGUUGAUUAUGAGUUGACCUUGAUUAAAACUCAUUUUGACCCUAAUUGUUCAGGAUCUUAACAGGCUUUUUGGCUGAAUUACCCUGGCUGUGAUUUUUCAGGUUCCUUGGGGGACUCCACCUCAUAUCCUGUUUGUUCAGCAGGAAUUAACAAAAUUUAUAGCAUCCCAACAUGACUGUACUUCCUUCAGUGCUGAAAUGUUACCAGGUGGAAACACCAGGUUCUUGUGAUUUAGGAAAUUAAUAUUAGAAUCAUUUAUUCCUUCUCCUUGAGCAUACAGAAUGUGACCCAGCUGGAGCUGGGCUCACAAGGACUCACAAGGACACAUCAGCUGGGCCCUGAGGUAUAAAGACA
Molecule: messenger RNA, 1861 nt
Organism: Trichechus manatus latirostris (Florida manatee)
Lineage: Eukaryota; Metazoa; Chordata; Mammalia; Sirenia; Trichechidae
Gene: CUNH1orf50
Product: chromosome unknown C1orf50 homolog
Exons: 5
Coding region: 88-678 (196 amino acids)
Source: RefSeq, a predicted model, not a curated record